Molecule: messenger RNA, 464 nt
Organism: Enterobius vermicularis (human pinworm)
Lineage: Eukaryota; Metazoa; Nematoda; Chromadorea; Rhabditida; Oxyuridae
Source: the annotation of a GenBank genome assembly
AUGAAUCGCUGUCGUAUACAGUCCGAAAUCAGCACUGCUGAUGCCGUACUUUAUCACGGACCAGACUUCACAGGCAAUUUUGGAAGGAUUCGAGACGAUCAGAUUGCUGUCAUAUGGUACUUAGAAUCUCCAAUAAAUUACAGUCCAAAUAAAGAGCUUAUUAGUAGAGUAAAUUGGACUAUGACAUACCGACAAGAUGCUGAUAUCCCACUGCCAUACGGAAUAUUCAAAAAGUUAGAAAGACCACUCGAAAUUAACUAUGAUGAAAUUUGGGUUGCCAAACGAAAAUCAACAGUUUGGCUUGUCUCUAACUGCGUUCAACCCACUGGACGUAUGGAACUCGCAAAUGCUAUGAAAGCUGCGGGUCUUGAGGUUAGAAGAUCGUUUGCACAUCAAGCUCCUAGAACACACCCCGUAGGUGAAGAAGCCUUAGUCUCCGUAUAUUAUGUUCCAAGGGAGUAAGC